UUUACUUUUGACUUGUGCUGCAGUUUUCAUUUUCAAUAUACACCCCCAUUCAAUCACGGCACCUCCUUUGACAGUGAAUGUUUCAGUUUCAGUGUCGUCAACAACACCAUCAUCAUCAAAUCUUCACUUCAUUCUCCAACAAUCAUAUCACAAAAUUCUCAAUCCAAUCCAAUGACGAUGGAACCCAUACAAACUCUCAACGGCGAUUUCGGCUUCACCGGAAACGAUCGAAGAUUCGCUUUUUCACGUCAAGCUUCAUUCCAACAACCCCGCACACCAAUUUCCACUGAUUCAACCGAUUUAGGUCUCAGAAAACCCUUUCUUUCACGAACCGAUUCAAGCAUAGAUAUCCCUCCUCCUGGACCCCAUCACCAUUACUGGUCUGGUCAUGAUGAUAAACCUUCUGGGUCACUGGAAAGAUCCAAUUUUUCGUCUUUUGUUUUGUCUGUUUUUCGAAAUAUUAGGUCUGGUCAUAGAUAUAUGAAGAGAUUGUUUUUUAUGAUCUCUCUUAAUGUUGCUUAUUCUACUGUUGAAUUGCUCAUUGGUCUCUUCACUGGUCGUGUUGGUUUGGUGUCUGAUGCAGUUCACUUGACAUUUGGAUGCGGCCUUCUCACAUUUUCGUUGUUUGUUAUGGGUGCGUCUAGGAAAAAACCUGAUGGAGAUUAUACUUAUGGGUAUAAAAGAUUAGAAGUCUUAUCUGCAUUUACAAAUGCUCUGUUUCUUUUGUUUAUGUCAUUCUCCCUAGCAGUUGAAGCACUUCAUGCAUUUAUACAAGAUGAAUCAGAACACAAGCAUUACUUGAAUGUUUCUGCAGUGACCAAUUUAUUUGUGAAUCUCAUUGGUGUGUGGUUCUUCAGGAACUAUGCUCGGAUAAAUCUUGCUUACCGAAAUGCAGAAGAUAUGAAUUGCCAUUCUGUUUUCCUGCAUGUUCUUACAGAUUCCAUUCGCAGUGCAGGUUUGAUAUUGGCAUCCUGGUUAUUGUCCAUCGGGGUUGAGAACGCAGAAGUAUUGUGUCUGGGACUUGUUUCUGUUGCAGUUUUUACUCUAGUUUUGCCUCUCUUUAGGGCAACUGGUGGUAUCUUGCUCCAAAUGGCACCUCCCAGCAUCCCAACAACUGCUUUUAGCAAAUGCUUGAGACAGAUAUCUGCUCGCGAAGAUAUACUGGAAGUCUCCCAGGCUCGCUUUUGGGAAUUAGUGCCUGGUCACGUUGUUGGGUCACUGUCAAUACAGGUAAAGAAAGGGGUGGACGAUCGGCCAAUACUAGAAUUUGUGCAUCGUCUAUACCAUGAUUUUGGUGUGCAAGACCUCACGGUGCAGAUUGAUCAUGCUUCAUGAUGAGGUUUACUCAACACAGUUUCAUCCUAGUGAUUAUUUCCAAGGGUUGUAUACACAUUAAUGUCAUUGUUUGGUACUGCUCAAAGGAUAGUAGCACAACUUAUUUAAGAAAUGGUUGCAUACAACAUAGUGUAAGUUUUUUUAAAAGGGAUAAAUAUACAAUUUUGAAUAAUAUUUCAAUCAAUUUUAGUAAUUAUGUGUAUAAUCAAAGUUAGAUAGUUUCUCUUCCAUGAGUUUGGUUUAUGCUCCCACAUGGAUUCUUUGUGCACGUGCUGUCAUGAACAAGACUCUUCUCAUAGUUGAAUGUAGUUUGAAGUUUUCUUCAGAAAAUAGUGUCCGGUCAGAAAAUAGUGUCGCCGUAUAUGGACCGUCCGAUCAAGAUCAGACGGUCCAGAUUUACUGACUACAUGCAGCAUAAUCCAAAUCCAUCUAUAUUAUUUGCUGUGUUUUACUCUUUUGCUAGUUGA
Messenger RNA from Trifolium pratense (red clover), 1802 nucleotides. Its product is annotated as metal tolerance protein C2. The transcript is spliced from 10 exons. Gene Ontology annotation, molecular function: zinc ion transmembrane transporter activity. Gene Ontology annotation, cellular component: Golgi apparatus; membrane. The record is from RefSeq and is a predicted model, not a curated record. Gene Ontology annotation, biological process: zinc ion transport; intracellular zinc ion homeostasis; transmembrane transport. NCBI's taxonomy places the organism in Eukaryota, Viridiplantae, Streptophyta, Magnoliopsida, Fabales, Fabaceae. Bases 172 to 1335 code for a protein of 387 amino acids.